Molecule: messenger RNA, 411 nt
Organism: Trichoderma citrinoviride
Lineage: Eukaryota; Fungi; Ascomycota; Sordariomycetes; Hypocreales; Hypocreaceae
Exons: 1
Coding region: 1-411 (136 amino acids)
Biological process (GO): mitochondrial respiratory chain complex IV assembly
Cellular component (GO): respiratory chain complex IV; mitochondrion; mitochondrial intermembrane space
Source: RefSeq, a predicted model, not a curated record
AUGGGCUGGUGGCCGUUCUCCGGAGACACCCGCGCCGACGCCAUCCGCAGCGGCACCGCCAUCCCCAACCGCCAGGAGCGCACCGUCUGCUGGGCCGCGCGGGACGCCUACUUUGCGUGCCUGGACGCCCACAACAUCGUCGACGCCAACAAGGACGCCUCGGCGGCGGCCAAGGCGUGUCCCCAGCAGUCGGCCGACUUUGAGCGCGACUGCGCCGCCGCCUGGGUCAAGUACUUUAAGCAGUGGCGCGUGGCGGACAUUCAGAAGAAGAGGAGGCUGGAGGAGCUGCGCAAGCAGGGCGCCGUCGAGAUGGAGGUUGCGACGAGCUUUGCGCCGGAGGGGGGCGCCGGGGAGAAGGGCAAGGGGAAGGGCGAUAUCCAGGAGAUGCUGGAUCGGAAGAGGGGGAGGUGA